Messenger RNA from Monomorium pharaonis (pharaoh ant), 798 nucleotides. RefSeq names its product serine protease inhibitor swm-1. NCBI's taxonomy places the organism in Eukaryota, Metazoa, Arthropoda, Insecta, Hymenoptera, Formicidae. The record is from RefSeq and is a predicted model, not a curated record. Bases 65 to 577 code for a protein of 170 amino acids. The transcript has 6 exons.
AGAGCACAUCUCACCUCGGUCGAGCAACAGUCGAAAAAAUAAAGUGCAAGAAUUAUUAUUAACCAUGGUUCGCGUUAGUUUCGUAUUGCUUGUAAUACUCGCAGUGGUUUACGGCACGACUAUUGUAAAAAAAUGUGGGAAAAAUGAAGAGAGUACCACUUGUGGAUCGGCAUGCCCACCAUCUUGCAAUGCACCGCGUAAUCAAACUUGUCCUAAGCAAUGCAUGAUAGGAUGCCAAUGCAAACCAGGAUAUUUGCGACAUUCUAAUGGAAAUUGUGUGCUCCCUGCACAAUGUGGGAAAUCAACUAAUGUGCAUUUAAAGGAACACGAAUUCGAAGACACGAAUAUGUCCCGUGCCGUAGUUUUCCUUUUGCUCGUCGUGGCAGUCGCUACCAUUAAUGCUGCGCCUAAUUGCCAUCAUAACGAAGUAUUCACUAGAUGUGGUACUUCGUGUCCACCUACCUGUCUAAAUCCAAAUCCUACAGUUUGUACGCUGGCAUGUAUUCCUGGAUGCGAAUGCGAUGAAGGAUAUAUAAGAAAUGAGCAAAACCAAUGUGUACUUACGCAAAAUUGUUGAGAAGCGAGGAUUUUAAAAUAAGUAUAUUUCGUAUCAUAUAAAAUGAUACAUCAAUCUAAUAAACAUCAAAAAUUCUUUUGCUGAUAAUUAAGAUUAUAUUCAUUAAUUUGAACAAUUGUACUGUGUAUAGUGAGAGUGUAUUAAAUUUGGUAAAACCAUUACAUUUUAUAUAUAAAUGUUUUUUUAAAUAAAAAUAUAAAUAUUAAAAUGUUUAUAAAAAA